CAUUUCCAGGAGAAAGAGAGGAGUGAGUGGAGACUGCAGAUGACAGUCACUCCCUGGGAAAAGGGAGGAGGCUUUUGGGAACUGGUAGGCCCAGGAAGACAAGGGGAACCAGCAGUAGGAAGAAGCCCAGGGAUAGAGCAGUGAGACCAGAGAAAGAAGAUCCAGAUUGCUGAGCUGAGGGUCCCUGGGCUGGAAUCUGGAAAAGAGGGUGGGCCCAGGUUCCCCUACCAGUCAGUGGUUGAGUGGCACAGAGGCAGUGAGAGGGAAGAGUGCCUAUGAGUAUUGAGGAGCUAAACCUCCUGCAGGAGUGGGGAACACUGACAGCUAUGUGGCUGGGGGGCUGAGCCAUGAAGAGUAUGCUGUGGUUCCUGAGGCUGUGGGAGGAGCUGCAGGCGGACAGAGUGAUGGUGUGCCAACUGUGGAUGGAGGGUGUUGGCCUUGAGCAAAUCUCCAGAGUACCAGGAAGAGACACCAGUCUGGUGCCUCUUUCCUUGCUGUCAUGAGAAGACUGAGCACAUGAGCAAUAACUUCAGAACUCCUCUAGGAAAUGUUGCUAUGAAGAAAGAAGUUAGAAAUGACUGAUGUGGAGCCUGUGGUCACAGAUUUUGCAGCAUCGGGAAGGGCAGGCCGCCGAAAUGCCUUACCAGAUAUUCUGGGUUCUCCUGCUGGGGCUGGGGCAGGGACUUCAGACCUGCCACACAAACUAGCUGAACUUUCUGUGUCAAAAGAUGAAGAAGCAGAAGGUGGAGAAAUAUCAUCCGAAGUCAUGUUGGAAAACCCAGAGAUAGAAGGAAAAUCUAAUCCUAAUCUCUAGAGAUUGCUGGAUUUACAAUGACCAUUGACAGACUUUACAAAUGUUCUGCUUUUCACAGGUUCCGAGCCCUAGUAGAAACGGUAGUGGUCUGGGCAGGACUAUUCAAAACAAUUGUAUCUGGAUGACAUUAACUUGCAGCUACUACUUAGGGUUUUCAUGCUGUUUUCUACUGUAGUCCAUCAAAAAGCAAGUAAUCUACAAAUCACAGCCAGGAAAAAGCUAAAGAAUGUAUGUUGGUUUUUUUUUUAAUUGUUGUCAGUUGCACCAUAUUGAUACUAAUCCAACCAAACCCUUUUUGAUCAUUUCAAUGAUUAUGGUUAACAGUUGUACACCACACAAUAACCAUGCUAAAUAUAACUCCGAUUAAUUUUCCAAAUUAUUUUUUUCAGUGACACCAAGUCUUGUUUCCCAUCCAAGAUGAGAUUAUGUCAAGUGUAUUGGGGUGCAGAUAGGGAGGGGAUUUUUUUUGACCUCUAAAGAUAGAAGAAACACAUACAUCCAUGAUGUACAAACUUUUGGAACUUUCUGAGAUUUUUGUUCUCUUUGGGAAGAGAAAUGAGGUGAAAAAGCCUGAAACAAAACACAUUUUUCUCCUCUUCUUUUCCAAAAUGUUCUAUAUACAUCUUAAAAAACAAAAAAACUUUUUGAAAAUCUCUUCAGUUUAUUCAGCCCUAUCCCCCUAUCUGGGUUCUUCUAUUCCCAACAAUCAUACUCCUUCUGUCUUUUCUGUGCACAGCCUCAAUGCUCUAUUUGUUCAGAUGUAUUUAAAAUAAAAUAGCAACAUUUGUAAGUGAUUUAAAUUGUUUACUCUUGCCCUGGAUAUUAAAUAGAUCCCGUCUCUUUUGUGUUCUUGAAUCUUUGAUGUCUCUCCUGUAUGGCAAGGAAUGAAUCAGAAGUACCAUAAUACACAAUGUUUUUGUU
Molecule: messenger RNA, 1735 nt
Organism: Mauremys reevesii (Reeves's turtle)
Lineage: Eukaryota; Metazoa; Chordata; Testudines; Geoemydidae
Gene: PKIB
Product: cAMP-dependent protein kinase inhibitor beta
Exons: 4
Coding region: 575-814 (79 amino acids)
Biological process (GO): negative regulation of cAMP-dependent protein kinase activity
Cellular component (GO): nucleus; cytoplasm
Molecular function (GO): cAMP-dependent protein kinase inhibitor activity
Source: RefSeq, a predicted model, not a curated record